Striga asiatica is the source of this 1194-nucleotide messenger RNA. Lineage: Eukaryota; Viridiplantae; Streptophyta; Magnoliopsida; Lamiales; Orobanchaceae. The record is from the annotation of a GenBank genome assembly.
CACGAAUACACUUUUUUACAUUCGCACAAACAAAUAAUAACAAAAAGCAAAACAAAUUUCAAAAAAAUAUUCUUAAUUAUCGUUCGUCUACACACACAAUCCUCCGACGACGUCAAACGACGUCUCCCCAAUUUCCUCCUUUUAUCUAACCGCAGCCCAAUCUGCCUAAAUCAAGCUCCGCACCCGGCGGCAGAUGGCGCACGGCGGCGGCGACGGAAAUUCGGUGGGGCCGGACUUCGACCUACCCGACGAUGUUCUGGCGGUCAUACCCACGGACCCGUACGAACAACUGGAUCUGGCCCGCAAGCUAACGUCAAUGGCCAUCGCGUCGCGCGUGUCGAAGCUCGAGACGGAGACCAGGAGCCUCCGCCAGAAGCUCAGCGAGAAGGACCGCCUCGUUGAGGAGCUGGAGGACAAGGUCUCCCAGCUCGAGGGUGCGUUCCAAGACGCGGAAAUGCGAUUGAAACUCACUCGCGAAGAAAAUAUGGAGCUACUGAAGGAGAGGGAUUCUUUGGCUUCCACAGCAAAGAAGCUCAGUCGUGAUUUGGCCAAGCUUGAGACAUUUAAGAGGCAAUUGAUGCAAUCAUUGAAUGAAGAAAAUUCAUCGACAGAAACGGUAGACAUCGGUACUUACGACCAAACAGUGCUCAAAGCCUAUUCUACUACUGAUGACUCAAAUCGCUACAGAAAACAUCACUCGUACAGUGGGUCCACCAAUGGCACAAACAUAAACGAUGAAGUCCCGAAGCAAGCCGGACAUAAAUUUUCGAUCACGCCAUACAUAACCCCUCGUCUCUCACCUAACGGGACCCCAAAAGUAGCUUCGACUAGCGUGUCACCAAGAAGGUACAAAACUGCUAGCUCCCCAAAGAAGGCCUCGGGAGCCACUACCCCUACAAAGAUUUACGAGGGGAAAGCCUCUUUGUCAUCAUGCUAUCCGUCCAGUCGCACUCCUAGAAUUGAUGGAAAGGAAUUUUUCCGUCAAGUCAGGAGUCGGCUAUCACUCGAGCAAUUCAGCUCUUUCCUUGCGAAUAUUAAGGAACUAAAUGCACAAAGGCAAUCUCGCGAGGAGACGUUGAGAAAAGCCGAAGAGAUUUUCGGAAUGGAAAAUAAAGAUCUCUACAUAUCAUUUCAAGGGUUGCUAAACCGCAACAUGCACUAGGAAGUGUUCUUGCUAGCAAUAUCUGUAGUUCU